AAAAAAAGAACCAUGAAAAUGGAAAGAAAAAGAGAAUGAAAGAAAAGACGAGUUUUUUAAUUUGGUGCUAAAAUCCUUCAAAUUCCCCUGGCUUCUGUUCAUCCAAAAUGCAGCUCCAGGUCUGUGAAUGGCAGAACAACUACAAGUGAAUAAAAGAUGUUUGGCUCAUCAACUCCAAAGACAAAAGCCAAUUGGAUACCUGCAUUCCAUGAAAUUUUUAUUGAUCUAUGUCUAGAACAGACAUUAAAGGGGAACAAACCUGGUACGCAUUUUACUAAGGAGGGUUGGAGGAAUAUUGUUGAAUCAUUUUACAAAAAGACUGGUUUGAGUUAUGAUAAAAAACAAAUGAAGAAUCACUGGGAUAGCACUAAGGAGCAAUGGAAAGUCUGGUGUAAGCUAAUUGAUGCUAGUUUUAUGAAAUGGAAUCCUGAGAGAAAUACAUUCGGUGCAAGUGGUGAAGACUGGACCUACUAUAUACAGGCAAACCCAGAAGCUGUACAGUUUCGGUUUAAGGGACUUCAGCAUGCUGACAAAUUGAAAAUAAUUUUUGAUGGUACAAUUCAUACUGGUGAUACAGAAUUCAUGACUCAGCAUAAGAGGCAGAACAAUGUUUCAACCACUUCCUUUUUGCAUAAAAAAGAACCAUAUAAAGGGAUGCCAUAUGGGCUGGAUGAGUGUCCUAUUGAAGCUGUUACAGGUUACUUGAGACCUACAGAGCGACUUGCAAGUGAACAAAGCACAUCAGUUUCAAAGCCAAAAGCCACUUGGAUACCUGCCUACCAUGAAAUCUUUGUUGAUCUAUGUGUUGAGGAGACAUUAAAGGGAAAUCGACCUGGUACACAUUUUACCAAGGAGGGGUGGAGGAAUAUUGUUGAAUCAUUCCAAGACAAGACUGGUUUGAGGUAUGAUAGAAUACAACUGAAGAAUCAUUGGGAUUCCACAAAGGAACAAUGGAAGAUUUGGUGUAAGCUGGUUGACACUCAUCAUAUGAAAUGGGAUCCAAAUACCAAAAGCUUUGGUGCCAGUGAAGAAGAUUGGGAGAACUAUAUACAGGUAAACCCAGAAGCCGCACAAUUUCAGUAUAAGGAGCUCCAGAACACUGACAAACUGGAAAUUAUCUUUGAUGGAACAAUGAAUACUGGAGAAACAAAUCCUCCAAUUCAGCGGAGGAGGCUCAACAACAAUUCUGCUUCUUCUCUUCUGCAUAAAGAUGAGCCAGGCACAGGAAAGCGGGAUGGGAGGAGGCAACAUAGUGGAAGUCCUACUACGUCACUUUCAGAUGCAAAUGAAGGAGACACAAGCAAACUAGACAGGAAAACUGGGCAUCUUUAUGACAUGGAAUCAAGGAGUGUGACAAUUCAAAGGAGUCUAAUUACCAUUCAGCCUGCGCAAGGCAAACACGAUUAUAGUAUUGGCCAAUGCAUUGAGUGUCUAGACUCAAUGGGUGAAGUUGAACAAGGUAGUGAUCUUUACUUAUUUGCUUUAGAUUUAUUCCUAAAAAAGGAAUAUAGAGAAAUUUUUCUUGAACUGAAGGAGCCUAGUGUGAGGAUUGCUUGGUUGCAGCGGCUGCAAUCAUUUAGUCCUCCUUUGUAUUAAGAGGAACUUUUGGUAUUAAAUUUUUGUAAAGUUGAUGUUGUUGCAAAAUUAUUCUAUUGUAGUCCGCAGGUUCAAGACCAGAUUUUUGAUAAUAUUAGAAAAUUUUGUUUUCUCA
Messenger RNA from Mangifera indica (mango), 1711 nucleotides. RefSeq names its product L10-interacting MYB domain-containing protein. The record is from RefSeq and is a predicted model, not a curated record. Lineage: Eukaryota; Viridiplantae; Streptophyta; Magnoliopsida; Sapindales; Anacardiaceae. The coding region runs from base 157 to 1596 and encodes 479 amino acids. The transcript has 4 exons.